AUGAUGGGAAAACUUCAGGAACCCACCAACCCUACAGCAAAGCCAAUGGUGCCGGUAGCGCCGUUGGAAAUCGACAUUGCAAAGCCUAGUAGUAGCGAUGAAAGAACUUUUGCAGAAAUCACCAAGCCCCAUCACAACUGGAAACUGAAGUAUAUAGUGAUGGACUGGUCAUUCAGUUUUCUCAUUGGAUUUUUGGUGGUCAGCUUCUGGAGAGGUGGCUGGACGUUGAUGGACCUUUGGGAUUGCUCACAAAGUCCCUCUAAGACUGCUCUUGUCGACGGAUUGACUUUUUGCGGUGCCGCAGACAUCCGUGCACAAGUCCGAAUAGACUCGGCCAUUCGAUCCUACUGGAUUGGGUUGCUUUGGUUGUUCGUUUCUGUACUAUUCAUUUGGAGUGGAGCAUGGGAGUACAGCUUUGCUGUAGGAAACCAAAAAACGGCUAGUGACCAAGGACGAUACCCACUUGUUGCUGAUCUGCGCUAUGGCGCAGCUGUCAUGCUUCGCUGCAUAACCGUGUUCGGCUUUGGGACUGCCGCCAUCCACUUAUGGCGUGGCAUCUGGUACGGUCUGGACUACUGGGUCCUCUACGAGGAACCUUUUCUCUCUUGGUGGACAACAACUUUGAUUGGAAUUGCGGGUGCUCAUGCAAUGGGAGCUGGAGCCUCUUUGCUUGCUCCACCUUCCGUGUACCUUCUGGAUGGUCCCAGCAACGGAGCUUCUCCCGCGAUUGGAGUCACUAUUCUAACUAGCAUUUACAAUCAGGUCCUCCCGGCAAACUCUCAAGACGCACCUUCCUUGCCCAAGGCUCUCUAUGGCAUUGACAUUUUGGGCAGCUUCCUUGUCUUACCAAUCUUUGUUUUGGGCUUUUGGAGGGGAUGCUGGGGUCUUAUGGACAACUACCUAUGGGGAUUUGUCGCAGACAACAAUGCCCUGUACUUGUCCAUCCUUUACUCUUUCUUGAUUGCCAUCGGCUGCCUCGUAGUAGCCAGUGAUGAUGUGCUCUUCUUCCUUCCAAAGUCCUUCCAAAGCAGUCCUUCCCUGCAGCGCAUCAUUUCUCGUGUCAAGAACCUCAUCCUUGCCCUGGGAACGGUCAACUUUUGGCGCUUUGUCUGGUAUAUCUGGGAUGCAUUUCUCGGAGGACCCACUCACGAGUCUGCAUGGGCUUCACACAUUCUUGGUAUUGUUGGCCUGGCCACUCUAGGCUGUCUAGCGUCGAUUGCGGCUCCUCCCUCCACCAUUGGUGUCGAUGUUUUGGCUCCUCCCGAGGCUGCCGAGGACACUCUCUUCCGCACGCUUCCUUUGCCAGCUCAGGAAAGUCUAUUUUUGUUUGGUAUCGCGCGUCAACUGGAACCCACAAUCACCGUCAAAAUGCCUGAAGAUACUGAAAACAGCUCGGACUCCUCAUCCAGCCCGGGAGAAGAGGAGGACAGCAGCUCGAACGGUUCCAUGGGGGAAUUCUCAGUGUGA
This is a messenger RNA of Seminavis robusta, 1467 nucleotides long. The record is from the annotation of a GenBank genome assembly. Lineage: Eukaryota; Bacillariophyta; Bacillariophyceae; Naviculales; Naviculaceae.